Molecule: messenger RNA, 1348 nt
Organism: Diceros bicornis minor
Lineage: Eukaryota; Metazoa; Chordata; Mammalia; Perissodactyla; Rhinocerotidae
Product: ral guanine nucleotide dissociation stimulator-like
Exons: 5
Coding region: 544-1251 (235 amino acids)
Source: RefSeq, a predicted model, not a curated record
CUAUGGGGUGGGAUCAGAAGAGAAGCAGACACAGGGGAGGUGACAAGAGGAAGAAAAAAGAGGUUGGAGGCAUUCCCUACAUGUGACACCACUCCUCCAAUUUUAAAGGUAUUAUCCCUGAGGACAUCUCGAGGAAUUCCAUGCUAGAAUAAUCCCCAUUGUGCAGACAGGAGGCAGACAGGCCCUGAGAGGCACAAUGGCUUAUCCAGGAUCAAGAACAGGUGAGAAUGAGGAGCUGUGUCUGCGUCUCUCUCAAAGCUGGGACCCUGGCUGCACCCAGACCUUCUCAGGGGCCAGUGGAGACAGGUGUGUUGGUGUACCCGGGUACAGAUAUGAUGUUGCCUGGAGAAGGGGGGUGAGCAGUCAGCAGCCCAGAGGACUGUUUGGAUGGGUGUUAUCGCAGGAGGGGACACAAGUAAGGGGACUCCAGGAAGUGAAGUCACUUCCUUGACAACAGACCCCAACAGAACUUGGAAGCCCCGUAACCAAGGACCCACAUCCUCAUACCCAGCUCACUUGGCCGGAGACAUCUGGUGUUGAAAGAUGUUCUCCCGCCAUAUCGCGACUCACCAGGGCUCUGGUUUCCAGAAACCCCGGAGGGAGAACUUUUUGACCCGUUCUAGACGUUGGCUCAACUCUCAGGCUGGCUGCCUCUGGCCCUUUGCCAGGAGGUCCUCUAAGAGCUCUACGCAGGAGACUGGACAGGAGCUGAUCCAUGGGGUCCUCUACUCGACUGCCCCGCAGCAAAGGAGGGUGCCCCACACCACUAACAGAGUCCAGCACCGGCUCAGGGGUGAGAAUCCUUCAACAGCCAAGAGGGAGGAGACCCGCAAGGUGUGGAGCACGCAGGGUGGCUCCAUAGACAAGCUGGUGGAGCACCUGGUGCCCGCCUUCCUGGAAGGCGACACCACCUACAUCCACAGCUUUCUCUGGUCACACAGGGCUUUUGCCACCACCCUGCAGGUGCUGGACUCGCUGUGUCAAAGAUACGGGUGCAUCCUCCCUUACUCCAGUGAGGACAGCGGGCCCCUGGACCAAGUCAAAAACACCAGCUCCAGAGAAAGAUCCAGCACCAGCUCCCACUCUGGUGACCACUACAGCUCAGAGCCACACAUUCAGAUUCAGAGACGGAGCAGGCUCCAGCCACAGGUCGCCUUCAUCUUUAAGACCUGGAACAACCACUCGCAUCCCCUCAGCAACUGGCCUCAGCUCCUGAGCUCCAGCACCACAGAAUUCCUUCCCCUCCCCUAAUACUGCAUUUUUUAAAAUGUUUGUUUGUAUCUUACACAUACUCAGUGGUUUCCUAUAUUUUACCCUAUAAUAAUCACUUAAAUAAAAUUUAAUUCUU